ACAGAAAUAGAUGAUUUAUCAUUUGGCUAGCUCUUACAUCUGUAACGUGAGGGGUCGUUGUGUGCUGGUGGAUCACUCUUUAGGAGAAUAACCAUGCAGGAUGGAGACGGAUCACUUUUUAAGCAGCCACUUUACUGUUCUUCUCACUUCAUCAGUUUCACAACAACAACAACAAUAACAACACUCCCUUGUUCCUAACUCACAUGUCGUAGAACUAACCAACCAGAGGCCAGAAGGACCUGGACUAAGGUGUGUGGCAGUGGGAGUGAUACUGGGAAACGUGGGAAACUCCUCUCACAUUCCCAGGACUGAUAAAUACCCACUCCCAGCUUGGCCAGUCACUCAGAGUGAACAUGAGCCUGCAGUGGUGGAUGUUUUUGGCUAUGGAAUGCAUCUUUAUAUGCAUCUCCGGCCAGUCUUUUCCUCAAAGGAGACGGUGUGCUUUCCAAGUGACUCCUCAGAACAACAAAUACACAACUGCUGGCAAUGUGAGCGGGUCGGUGCAGCUCUGUGAGAACACCCAAUGCUGUGUGGGCUAUUUUCUUAUCAUCGAUGGCCAGCCGGAGGUUGACGUUCUCGCUUGUGAUAUCGCUGAAAAGUUUUGCCCGGAUGCAACCUGCAAGGCACAAACACGCCUCAACGGGCGCUUCGUUGUGUGCGUGUGCAACACAGACCUCUGCAAUAGCAACAUCACUUGGACCCCAGAGUUGGAAGAGCCUCGACCCACCUACUCUCAUUUUGUAGCUGCCGUAAUCAUUCUGACUUUGCUAGUCCUGUGCUUCCUGUUGAUCGCUGCAGCCAAAUGGACAAGCCAAUUUACAAAGAAAAAGGAUAAUCCACCCUCCCUUGAUGAUUACAGUGUCUCACGACUGUGUUCCUGCCAAACAACAAAAACCUCUGAGAUCCACAUUGUUGACAUUGCGCUACAGCAGAUUGUGGGCCGUGGGCAUUUUGCAACUGUUUGGCAGGGGAAAUACCAGGGAUCUGUGGUGGCCGUGAAAGUUUUCUCUGCAGGCUGGAAACAUCAAUUUACUGCAGAGAAGGAGGUCUAUGAGCUACCACUGAUGAAGCAUGCUGGGAUUGUCCACUUCCUGGGCUCUGGGAGGAAACCGGAUGGAGGCAGCUGGCUCAUUGUCCUGCAAUUUGCUGAAUGUGGUUCUCUCCACUCCUAUCUGUGUAAACACACCACCAACAGGAUGUUGUCACUGAAGUUGUGCCAGUCUUUAUCGCAGGGACUUUCCUAUCUCCACUCUGACCUUCACAGGCAUGAUGUGCAUAAACCUCCUGUGGCCCACAGAGACUUGAGUAGCUCCAACGUUCUCGUGAAAGCAGAUGGUACCUGUGUCCUGUGUGAUUUUGGAUGCUCAACCAUCCUGCGAUCUUGUUCAGGGCAUCGCCGUUGGCAGAGCCACACAACAAACGGGGAGAGUCAUGCUCAGUUGGGCACGCUGCUCUACAUGCCCCCUGAGAUCCUGGAAGGCUCUGUAAACCUGAGCAGCAGCUGGUGUCUCAUGCAGGGGGACAUCUAUGCUUUGGGACUGCUGCUGUGGGAGAUCUGGAUGCGCUGCUCUGAUUUAUUUGAAGGCGGUGCUGCUCCACAGCAUCUGUUGCCUUAUGAAUCCGAGUUGGGAGCAAAUGUAACACGGGACAGCCUGGUCCAGUACGUGUUCCACAUGGACAAGAGACCCUCCAUACCUAAACACUGGGAACUGCUACCACAGGGAUCUGUGUUGACGGAGCUCCUGACAGAUUGUUGGGACUGUGACGCGGAUGCUCGGCUGACCGCUCAGUGUGUUGUGGACAGAUUAGUCUCUCUUCAGUCUUGUUACUCUCCAUGACUCUUUCCCUUUUUGGGGGUUUGACUUGUUGUAAUCUACAUAUCAAGCAUUUGCACUGUUCGCUUUGUGUCACUAUUGUUUAGCUUUCGGUAUAUCUUUUAUCAACUGUAUAGGUAACCCUUUGUUAAAGUGCUGUAUGUCUUCUUAUUAUUGACUUGGACAUGUUCCCAUUACUCUCUUUCUUUUUAUUAGAUUCUUACUACUGGAUUAAAUUAAUUGUAAUCCAGGUACAUUAUCCAUCCAUCUAUUAUUUGUAACCUCUUAUCCUAUUCAGGUUCACGGUGGGGCAGGAGCCGAUCCCAGCUGACAUUGGGCU
Molecule: messenger RNA, 2154 nt
Organism: Sebastes umbrosus (honeycomb rockfish)
Lineage: Eukaryota; Metazoa; Chordata; Actinopteri; Perciformes; Sebastidae
Product: bone morphogenetic protein receptor type-2-like
Exons: 12
Coding region: 354-1838 (494 amino acids)
Biological process (GO): BMP signaling pathway; protein phosphorylation; cellular response to growth factor stimulus
Cellular component (GO): plasma membrane; signaling receptor complex
Molecular function (GO): transforming growth factor beta receptor activity; ATP binding
Source: RefSeq, a predicted model, not a curated record